This is a messenger RNA of Penicillium manginii, 2397 nucleotides long. RefSeq names its product putative rhamnosidase B. Bases 1 to 2397 code for a protein of 798 amino acids. Gene Ontology annotation, biological process: carbohydrate metabolic process. The transcript is spliced from 4 exons. NCBI's taxonomy places the organism in Eukaryota, Fungi, Ascomycota, Eurotiomycetes, Eurotiales, Aspergillaceae. The record is from RefSeq and is a predicted model, not a curated record.
AUGAGUCUCACUGAGGAUCAAAAGACAAUCAACGACCUCCAAGCCAACUGGAUCUGGGUCCCAAACUGGGUUGACUCUUCAGAUGCCAAUACAGCUGGAAAGAUCGUCCGCUUCACGCGAGAAUUCAACUUACAGUCAAAGCCCGACAAAUCAGUACUGCAUUUCUCAGCUGACACGCGUUACAAACUCUACGUGAAUGGACAACAUGUUGCCGUCGGACCGACUCGCAGCAGUCCGCUGAUUUGGUACUACGAUACCCUGGAUAUCGCGCCCUACCUAAAAGAAGGCCAGAAUGAGAUCCUAUUCGUAGUUUUGCGGUACUUUCACUCUCUACGCUGCGCAAUGCCUUUUGAGCGGACGGCGCUUCCUGGUCUGACAGUCAUUGGAAACCUGGAGACUGCAACGGGGGAGUUUAUCGAUCUCAAUUCUUCGCAGAAUUGGCUGGGAUUCGUCGAUCAAAGUAUCGAGUUCCCGACGGGUCUUGCUGAUGAUGUGUUUUUACAUAUUAGCGAACGUGUUGCUCCUACGGAUGAAGGCUCUAUGAUGAUACCGGUUGCGUACAAGAUGAGAACUUUGAACGGUGACAUUCCGCCCUGGAACCUGCGUCCACGAUCGAUUCCACUACCGGAAUCAACACUCGCUGUUGUUGAAACAAUCAGGGCUUGCCAGAGUACUGUAGAGGCUAAUUACUGGGAAUCUUUGUUUACUCGAAACCACUCCAUUACCCUCCCAGCGAGCUCCAGUCACGUCCUUGAAGUACAGGCCGCCGUUCACUCGACUGCAUUCCUUCGAUGGGCCUUCAAAUCAGUUGCAAAUGCCUCGAAUAUAAAGCUCAAAGUGACACACUCAGAAGGCUACGAACUCGAACCCCGAUCGUACCCCUUCUUCCGCUCCAAGGCAGACAGGCUAGAUGCAAGUGUUGGCCAUAUUAUUGGACCAUAUGACGAGGUAACGCUGAACCUUCUUAGUGACAGUCAAACCUUCUAUGAGCCAUUCUGGUUCCGCACCUUCCGCCUCUUAAAGAUCGAGAUCACAGUUGGACCCGAGCCAAUUGAAAUUCUAUCAUUCGACGCUACUCAGGUCAACUAUCCUCUAGCCGUGAAGGCUAGCUGGAAACAGCCUGGUGAUCCUCAGAGUGAGGAAAUCUGGGAUGUCUCUAUACGGACGAUGAGAAACUGCAUGUUCGACGGAUACUCAGACUGUCCAUUCUACGAACAAUUACAAUACUCCGGAGACAGUCGCUCUGUCGGUCUGUUUCACUACCUCCUCUCAGGCGACGACCGGCUGAUGCGGCAAGCAAUCACCAACUUCGCCGCCUCAGUAACACCAGAGGGUCUCACGCAGUCUCGCUUCCCUUCACACGUACCGCAAGUCAUAGCCGGCUUCUCCCUGUAUUGGAUAUUACAAGUGUGUGAUCAUCACUUGUACUUUGGCGAUACGCGCUUUUCGAAACUCUUCAUUCCGCGAAUUGAUGGAAUUCUUGAUUUCUUCGAUUCUCAUGUCGACGAGCUAGGUCUUGUCAGCGGACUGCCGGAUGUUGUUUGGCAGUACGUUGAUUGGGUCACGACCUGGGGUGCUACAGAAGACCAUCCUGACAAGGGCGUUCCAACCUCGGGCAGAAAGACCAAUCGACACACUUAUUUCAGUAUGAUAUAUGCCUGGGUUCUGCAAAAGGCCGCUGUGCUGGUUCGUGAUGUUGGUCGACCGGGACAUGCUUCCGAAUACGAAUCGAGGGCAUCAUCAUUGAGAGCAGCUAUACGAGCCCAUUGCUACGAUGGGGAAUUCUUCACCGAUUCAACAGCUGAUGUUGCGGAUGAACUGUCAUAUUCCCAGCACUGCCAGGUUUUCGCUGUUAUCUGUGGCGCAGCGAAGGCGGACGAAGCUACCCGGAUCUUGAGGGAAUCUUUUGCCAAUGAUCGCUUCUCGAAAUGUUCUUACAUGAUGCGGUUCUACGCUUUCCGGGCCUUGUCCUUGGCUGAUGAUGGCAACUUGUAUGAUUCGUUCUGGGCAAAGAUGUGGUCUCCAUGGCGAGGGAUGCUGGCUAAUAAUCUCUCGACCUGGGAGGAGGAUGAUGUUAGACAGAGAUCUGAUUGUCAUGCUUGGGGGAGUGUGCCUAUUUACGAGUACUGUACUGAAUUGGCGGGUGUUCAGCCUGUCGCUCCUGGUUCAUCCAAGAUAUCGUUUAGGCCGCGGCUUCGUUUGACUGGGGUUUUGGAAGCAAGGGUUGCCCUUGGUAAGGAUAACCUAGCGGAGGUCUCGUGGAAGAUCAGCUCCGACGGAGAUAAGAUUGUUGAGCUGAGACUUGAAAAAGCAGUUGAAGUUGUAAGUCAACUGCCAGGACGUAGGGAAGAAGGCCAUGGCAUUGUGGAUUAUCUCAGGCUCGUAGCUAGUGGCUGA